AUGACAGAUCCGGGCUACGCCUCGUCCGGGUCCGGUAGCGGACGCGUGUCCGGCGGCGAGGGCGGCGACCGGAACGCCAUCGUGCUCAAGGUUGGCAUGGUCGGCGACGCACAGAUUGGCAAGACGUCCCUCAUGGUCAAAUAUGUCGAGGGCAGCUUCGACGAGGAUUAUAUCCAGACGCUUGGAGUCAACUUUAUGGAAAAGGCGAUAACGAUUAGGAACACGGAGAUCACCUUUUCUAUAUGGGACUUGGGAGGACAACGCGAAUUCGUCUCCAUGCUGCCACUGGUGUCUAAUGACGCCGUUGCGAUUCUGUUCAUGUUCGACCUGACACGAAAAGCGACCCUCAACAGUGUCAAGGAGUGGUACCGCCAGGCAAGGGGGUUCAACAAGACCGCCAUCCCCGUGCUUAUCGGCACCAAGUACGACAAGUUUGCCGCGCUCAGCCGCGAGGAGCAGGAGGAAAUCACCAAGCAGGCCAAGAGGUUCAGCAAGGCAAUGCACGCGCCGCUGAUCUUCUGCUCGACUUCCCACUCCAUCAACGUCCAGAAGAUCUUCAAGAUUGUUCUCGCCAAGGCUUUCGACCUGAAGUGUGUCAUUCCAGAGAUUGACCAGGUCGGCGAGCCCAUUCUGCUGUAUAACGACCUUUAA
Messenger RNA from Apiotrichum porosum, 651 nucleotides. RefSeq names its product septum-promoting GTP-binding protein 1 (gene SPG1). Gene Ontology annotation, molecular function: GTPase activity; GTP binding. The transcript is spliced from 6 exons. The coding region runs from base 1 to 651 and encodes 216 amino acids. The record is from RefSeq and is a predicted model, not a curated record. Lineage: Eukaryota; Fungi; Basidiomycota; Tremellomycetes; Trichosporonales; Trichosporonaceae.